Eleginops maclovinus (Patagonian blennie) is the source of this 2210-nucleotide messenger RNA. RefSeq names its product myocyte-specific enhancer factor 2A-like. The transcript is spliced from 10 exons. The record is from RefSeq and is a predicted model, not a curated record. Bases 261 to 1556 code for a protein of 431 amino acids. Lineage: Eukaryota; Metazoa; Chordata; Actinopteri; Perciformes; Eleginopidae. Gene Ontology annotation, biological process: heart development; positive regulation of transcription by RNA polymerase II; cell differentiation. Gene Ontology annotation, molecular function: DNA-binding transcription factor activity, RNA polymerase II-specific; RNA polymerase II cis-regulatory region sequence-specific DNA binding; protein dimerization activity.
AGGAGCUAAGGUUCGCGCGGCUGUGAGUUUGUCAGUUUCCUAAAUAUAGCGGAGAGCUUCUGUCUCUGUUUGUUUGCGGGAGUCACUUUGAUAAAAAGCAGUAUUUACAGAAGUAUACAGAGGGCAAGCCAUGCCAAACUGAUACUGGAGUAACAGAGCUACCAGUGGAACUAUGUGUUGAGGACUGCCUGUUGAAGUCUAAACCUUACCUGGAGCCCUCUGAUAUUGUAAUUUGGCUGUUGGAGGAAUUUGUUUUGACCAUGGGGAGGAAGAAGAUCCAGAUCACCCGGAUCGUGGAUGAAAGGAACAGACAGGUGACUUUCAUGAAGAGGAAGUUCGGUCUGAUGAAGAAGGCCUAUGAGCUGAGCGUUCUGUGUGACUGCGAGAUCGCCCUCAUCAUCUUCAACAGCUCCAACAAGCUGUUCCAGUACGCCAGCACCGACAUGGACAAAGUCCUGCUGAAAUACACCGAGUACAACGAGCCCCACGAGAGCAGAACCAACUCUGACAUUGUGGAGGCCCUGAACAAGAAGGAGCACAGAGGCUGCGACAGCCCCGACGCUGACGGCACCUAUGUCCUAGCGCCCCAUACUGAGGAGAAGUACAAGAAGAUUAAUGAAGACUUUGACAACAUGAUGAAGAGUCAUAAACUCACCACCAACCUUCCCCAGCAGAACUUCAUGCAUGGCAGCAUGGCAUACAGCCCCGGAGGAGGAGGAGGAGCGACUUCCCAGGCUCUGGCUGCAGCAACAGCAGCUCUGGCUGACAGUGGGAUCCUCUCCUCGCCUCACACAAACCUCCACAGAAACAUCAACCCCUCACAGAGACCUCCAAGCACUGGAAACACAGGCGAUAUGGCUCUACAAAAUGGAUCUGGGUCUGUAAACGGUUUUGUGGGCUCCCCUGGUGGAGGCAGCUUGGGAAAGAUCCUACCAUCCAAAUCUCCUCCUCUUCCACACAAUAGCCGCAAGACGGACCUCCGAGUGGUCGUCCCUCAGUCCAAAGGAAUGAUGCACACACUGGGCAACCAGAGGCUGAGCAGCAGUCUGUCGACCCCGGUGGUCUCCAUCUCCACUCCCAGUCUGUCCCACCAGAGUCUGGUCUACUCCGGCAUCAGCUCUGCAUACAACAAUGAUUACUCCCUGAACAGUCCCGAGCUGUCGGGCUACUCCCCCCCUACAAGCCUCUCUUUGAGCUCCAUGGCGGCAUGGCACCAGCUGAGCUCACUGGGGUCUGGGAGCUCCAGUCUCUCCAUCAACACCAACCACGACAUCAACAUCAAAGCUGAACCAAACUCCCCGCCCCGCGAUCACCUCAGCCAAUCAGGGUACAUGACCCAGGCUCACGGCCCUGCUCAUCCUCACACCUCCACCAGAGCAGAGAUGGGGAGGUCUCCCGCGGACAGCGUCAGCUCUUCCUGCAGCUCCCACGAGGGCGGAGGCAGCAGCGACCGGGAGGAGCAGCAGAGGCGGGACUUCCUCCCUGUGAGUCGCUCAGAGGGCAUGGAGAGUCCAGCGAUGGUCAAACGAAUGCGAAUGGACAGCUGGGUGACAUAAAGCCUGCAGUCACAUGAUGUCACAACAGCAGGGCGAACACAGGAAGGACACUGUUAUGCAAAUGUAUUUCAUUGAUGUGUUCUGUUAUUUUAUGAAGUUUUAUUUUUUUGUUUUAUUUUGUGGUCAGAUUUCAGAAGUCAGUCUGCAUGUUUUGGAUCCAUCAGAAUUCUUUCAUCAUAGAAUCUUAAAAGGAAAACCUCACCAAUAAAAUGGUAAUUUGGACUUCAAGUAAUCACUCCGUGUUACUUUGGAUUCUUGAAGAACAUGAUAUUUCUUAUCAGUGGUAUGCAAACGUGAGAUUAUUGUUGGUUUUGGUGGUAAAGCAGUGAAAUGCAUCCGGAUGUCUCCCACUGGGUGUCACCAGAUUCAUUUCUGACCUUCUCAGGGUUUGAAACAAUGAACGAGUCCAACAUGAAAGCAAUACUCCGCCAACAUCUCCUAUUUUUUACAAAAAGUACUUAUUUAUAUCAGCCAAAGCAGUAUGCUGUUUUAUGUUGUUUGUGUGAGUUUUUAUAUUGUGCACAGGAUAAGAUAAUACUUCAUUCAGAUUUCAAUCUGAAAGCCAUGGACACUUGUUCUGUAUGUACUUCCAAAAAUGAUGUUUUUGAUUUGUAUAUACUAUCUUUAAUAUAUAUCACUUUUGGUGUAACUCUA